AUGCCUGAGAUCAAAGAUAAGGAUGAGGUUUGUGCACAACGAGGAAACUUUACCUUUGCUAGAUUUAUCAAUCCUGGGGAGGCAGUUGCAAUUAUUACGGAAGAAACCUUGCACAAUAGGCAAGGAGUUCGUCGAUCUGCAAGACAUCGAAAAGCACUAAAAUCUGUCAAUCGCAUAACGGAUUACUUUCCGCAUCAUGACGAGAAGGGUUAUCUUAUCAAGGCCGAUGGUCAUUGUGUCAAGUUAUGCGAUUGUCUACGGACAUCUUGCCCUGGCUGUCAUUAUCCAUGCGAAAAGUGUGGUUCACGUAUGUGUGGGCCAGCUUGUCAAAGAAAUCGAGAUUACAUUAUUGAAAGCUUUUUUACUGACAGUGAACCACCCCGGUUUCGUAAACAUCCUUACUACAACCCGUGA
Cercopithifilaria johnstoni is the source of this 414-nucleotide messenger RNA. The record is from the annotation of a GenBank genome assembly. NCBI's taxonomy places the organism in Eukaryota, Metazoa, Nematoda, Chromadorea, Rhabditida, Onchocercidae.